Austrofundulus limnaeus is the source of this 623-nucleotide messenger RNA. It is a transcript of the gene fbxo48, whose product is annotated as F-box protein 48. Gene Ontology annotation, molecular function: protein binding. Lineage: Eukaryota; Metazoa; Chordata; Actinopteri; Cyprinodontiformes; Rivulidae. The record is from RefSeq and is a predicted model, not a curated record.
GUCCUGCUCCCUGUUGGAGUAUUAUGCAGGGUGAGUCUGUGUGCUCGCUGCCGCUGUUUGUCCUCUGUGAGGGAAGAAGACCCUCCCUCACAUCGUCAGGAGGGUCUCAGAACUUUGCAGAGACACUGCCUACAGAGAUGAGCGAGAGGAUCUUCGGGGAGCUGGACACAGAGAGCCUCUGCAGCGCCUCGCAGACCUGCAGACUGUGGAACCACAUCAUCGAGCAGAGCCAGCAGCUGUGGAGGCAGCAGUGUCUGCUCGUACGGGCCGUCUGUCACAGGGAGGUGGACCGGGACCGGAGGGACGGCUUCUCCUGGAAGGUGACCCUGGUGAGGAACUACACUCGGAGCUGUGUGAAGGCAGACUGGCUGAGAGGACGGUACAGCGACGUGCAGUCAGCUGACCAGCUGCUGGGGAGGACYAUGGUGCCGCUGGACCCUGAGACGUGGGGCGAGAUCCUGCAGGCGGAGCUGGACCGGUGACUGAGUCACGCUUCAGCCUCUUCUUCACUCUUCUUCUAAGACAAGAACAAAUGUAGAUAAAAAUGUAACGAUGGAAACAAUCUGUCAAAUGUUUCAUGUAAAUAGAGCUGCAAUAAAACCUGCUUUAUAAAAACACAACAA